AUGAGUCCGUUUCGGGCGUUAGCGGGUGUGCUGAGGGGCGGCGGUGUUGGAGGGAGUCAGUGGCUGCGAUGGUGUGGAGGUGGCCCGGCCAGGCGCUGGGUUGACCCCAGGAGAGGCUGCUCCUCCAGGGCUGCGCCUGUUCUCUCCACGGAGGCCAACAGCUCCAGCUAUGUGGAGCAGAUGUACUUUGCGUGGCUGGAGGAUCAUACAAGCGUCCACGAGUCUUGGGACACAUUCUUCCGUAACACCCAGGCUUCCAGUCCGUCUGGCGAGGCGGUUGAGAGACGCCUCUCCGCUCUGCUCCAAGGCCGAGCGCUGCCCCACUCACCAGACAUGACACAGAAAGUGGUGGAGGACCACCUGGCCGUGCACACUCUCAUUAGAGCCUACCAGAUUCGUGGUCACCAUGUUGCCCAGUUAGACCCUCUGGGAAUUCUGGAGGCUGACCUUGACUCUUUUGUUCCCUCCGACCUGAUCACCACUAUCGAUAAAUUAGGUUUCUACGGUCUUGAUGAGUCUGACUUGGAAAGAAGCUUUCAACUUCCCCCCACCUCCUUCAUCGGAGGAGCAGACAACACUCUUCCUCUUAAAGAGAUCAUACGGAGACUUGAGACGUCGUACUGCGGUCACAUAGGAGUUGAAUUCAUGUUCAUUAACAACGUGGACCAGUGUCAGUGGAUUCGUCAGAAAUUUGAGACUCCAGGAAUCAUGCGGUUCACUAAUGCUGAGAAGAGGACUUUGCUAGCCCGCCUGAUCAGUUCCACACGGUUUGAGGACUUCCUGGCCAGAAAGUGGUCAUCGGAGAAGCGUUUCGGUCUAGAGGGCUGUGAAGUGCUCAUCCCUGCCCUUAAAACCAUGAUUGACAAGUCGAGCGCUGCUGGCAUCGACAGCGUGAUCAUGGGGAUGCCUCAUCGGGGUCGACUGAAUGUGUUGGCCAAUGUGAUCCGUAAGGACCUGGAGCAGAUCUUCUGUCAGUUUCACCCCAAGUUAGAGGCUGUUGAUGAGGGGUCGGGUGAUGUUAAAUACCACCUUGGGAUGUACCACGAGAGGAUUAACCGUGAGACAGACAAGAACAUCACUCUGUCACUCAUGGCAAACCCCUCCCACCUGGAGGCAGUGGAUCCAGUGGUUCAGGGCAAGGCCAAAGCUGAGCAGUUCUACAGAGGAGACACUCAGGGAAAGAAGGUGAUGUCCAUCUUGAUGCAUGGCGACGCUGCUUUUGCUGGACAAGGAGUUGUGUAUGAGACUUUCCACCUAAGUGAGCUCCCCUCCUACACCACACAUGGUACAAUCCAUGUGGUGGUCAACAACCAGAUUGGCUUCACCACUGACCCCCGAGUGGCUCGCUCCUCCCCCUACCCCACCGAUGUGGCUCGGGUUGUCAAUGCACCCAUCUUCCAUGUGAAUGCCGAUGAUCCCGAGGCUGUCAUGUACGUGUGUCGGGUGGCUGCAGAGUGGAGGACCACCUUCAACAAGGAUGUGGUCAUUGACCUGGUUUGUUACAGACGGUUUGGUCAUAAUGAGAUGGACGAGCCCAUGUUCACCCAGCCGCUGAUGUACAAACAGAUCCGUCGGCAGCAGCGUGUGCUGAAAAAGUACUCCGACAGGCUCAUUGCAGAUGGAGUGGUGACACUGCAGGAAUAUGAGGAGGAAGUUGCCAAAUAUGACAAGAUAUGUGAGGAGGCAUACACAAGCUCCAAGGAUGAAAAGAUUUUAAACAUUCGACACUGGCUCGACUCCCCCUGGCCAAAUUUCUUCACGGCUGAGGGAGAGCCCAGGAGCAUGAGCUGUGUCCCCACAGGACUGGAUGAGGUGGUCCUGCAGCAUAUUGGCCAGACAGCCAGCUCAGUGCCUCUGGAAGACUUUAAGAUCCAUCCUGGUUUGUCUCGUAUCCUGCGUGGUCGAGCUGACCUGGUGAAGAAUCGACAGAUGGACUGGGCUCUAGGAGAGUACAUGGCCUUUGGUUCCCUUCUCAAAGAUGGCAUUCAUGUACGACUCAGCGGGCAGGAUGUAGAGCGAGGCACCUUUAGUCACCGUCAUCAUGUUCUGCAUGACCAAGAGGUGGACAAACGUAUCUGUGUUCCCAUGAAUCACCUGUGGGCAGACCAGGCUCCUUACACUGUCUGCAACAGCUCCUUAUCAGAGUAUGGAGUGCUGGGUUUUGAGCUUGGCUUCGCUAUGGCGAGUCCGAAUGCUCUGAUCCUCUGGGAGGCCCAGUUUGGAGACUUUCACAACACAGCCCAGUGUAUCAUUGACCAGUUCAUCAGCCCGGGUCAGGCCAAGUGGGUCCGCAACAAUGGUAUUGUCCUACUGCUGCCACAUGGGAUGGAGGGAAUGGGCCCAGAACAUUCAUCAGCUCGACCUGAACGUUUCCUGCAGAUGAGCAAAGAUGAUCCCGAUCAUUUCCCUGAGUUCAAUGGAGAUUUUGAGGUCCAGCAGCUGUACGAUUGUAACUGGAUUGUAGUAAACUGCUCCACGCCUGCUAAUUACUGUCAUGUGCUCAGGCGGCAGAUUCUGCUACCAUUCAGAAAACCGCUGAUCAUUUUCACUCCAAAGUCUCUGCUGAGGCACCCUGACUCAAGGUCCAGCUUUGAUGAGCUCGCAGAAGGCACUAAAUUUAAAAGGUUGAUUCCUGACGAGGGCCUUGCGAGUCAAAACCCAGAUCAAGUGAAGAGGGUGAUUUUCUGUACUGGAAAAGUCUACUAUGAACUGGCUCGAGAGAGGAAACAGCACAAAAUGGAGCGAGACAUCGCCAUCAUCAGACUUGAACAGAUCUCUCCAUUCCCGUUUGACCUGGUCAGAGCAGAGGCAGAGAAAUAUACCAACGCUGAGCUGGUCUGGUGUCAGGAGGAGCACAAGAACAUGGGUUACUAUGAUUACGUCCGACCGCGUCUCCUCACAGUGGUGGCCAACAGGAAGCCAGUUUGGUAUGUAGGACGGGACCCUGCAGCUGCUCCAGCGACAGGGAGCAAGUCCACCCACCUCAAUGAGCUGAAGAGGUUCAUGGAGACAGCGUUCAACCUGAGCGCCUUCCAUGGGAAGGACUUGUAACUGAGGACAUGUAACUGAGGACGUGUAACUGAGGACGUGUAACUGAUGAUGUGUAACUGAGGACGUGUAACUGAGGACGUGUAACUGAUGAUGUGUAACUGAGGACGUGUAACUGAGGACUUGUAACUGAGGACGUGUAACGGAUGAUGUGUAACUGAGGAUGUGUAACUGAGGACGUGUAACUGAGGACUUGUAACUGAGGACGUGUAACUGAUGAUGUGUAACUGAGGACGUGUAACUGAGGACUUGUAACUGAGGACGUGUAACUGAUGAUGUGUAACUGAGGACUUGUAACUGAGGACGUGUAACUGAGGACCUGUAACUGAGGACGUGUAACUGAGGACAUGUAACUGAGGACUUGUAACUGAGGACGUGUAAUUGAGGACUUGUAACUGAGGACGUGUAACUGAGGACGUGUAACUGAUGAUGUGUAACUGAGGACGUGUAACUGAGGACGUGUAACUGAGGACGUGUAACUGAGGACGUGUAACUGAGGACUUGUAACUGAGGACGUGUAACUGAGGAUGUGUAACUGAGGACAUGUAACUGAUGACUUGUAACUGAGGACUUGUAACUGAAGACUUGUAACUGAGGACGUGUAACUGAGGAUGUGUAAUUGAGGACUUGUAACUGAGGAUGUGUAACUGAGGACAUGUAACUGAAGACUUGUAACUGAGGACUUGUAACUGAGGACGUGUAACUGAGGACUUGUAACUGAGGACGUGUAAUUGAGGACUUGUAACUGAGGACUUGUAACUGAUGACGUGUAACUGAGGACGUGUAACUGAGGACGUGUAACUGAGGACUUGUAACUGAGGACGUGUAACUGAGGACGUGUAACUGAGGACUUGUAACUGAGGACGUGUAACUGAGGACGUGUAACUGAUGACGUGUAACUGAGGACUUGUAACUGAGGACGUGUAACUGAGGACGUGUAACUGAAGACUUGUAACUGAGGACGUGUAACUGAUGACGUGUAACUGAGGACUUGUAACUGAGGACGUGUAACUGAGGUCCUGUAAAUGAGUACUUGUAACUGAGAACCAGAGCCGAAACAGACUGAAGGUGCCGUUUCAUCGCUAACCAUUAUGGUCUACUUAUUAAGUCUUGAUGUGGCAAAUUGUCACAUUUAAAAACUCUUUAAGCUUUAUGACAAUCUGGAGCAUAGUUUUUUUUUGUGUUGUAAAUAUAGUUUCAACCCGUAAUAAUAUCAUGUGAAAGAAACAUCGACAGCGCUAACUGACUUCCUGGAUCAGACGGCACAACAUUUAUGUUUAUUGAGAUUUAGUAAGCGAUCAUUGUUAAGACUCGAUCAAUAAUAGCUGUCGGUCUUUUACGACCUGCAACAACGAUGAUGUGAAAAGCAUCGUGAAGCACAACUGGGCAAAAUGUAACGCACUGGUCUCCCUAGGGGCCUCGCGGGUAUCCCAAACACUGUGACAUGGGAGAGAACGACACAUUGUCGUCCUCUGACCACGUCAAGUGAAAUCAAGUCGUUUAUUUGUAGAGCCUCAAAUCACCCUCUAUAACCCUUUGUCAUUAUACCAUAACACCAACAUCAGAUAGAAGUCACAUAAUUGUCACCGUUGUGUGGUGAAGUAGCAACAGUGCACUCUUUAUUCCCCUAAUAAAAUUCACACAAUUUAGAUAGCUUUCGUACUGAUAUCUCUAUUGCUGCCAUGCUGAAUACUAUUAUCUAAUACUAGUAUAGAUUUGUAUUUGUAUUGAUUUUUGUAGAUGAGUAACAGAAGCGAUGAGACGCACACCAACUGGUGUAAUUAAACAAUGAAUGUAAAAUACAUAUCGCAGGUAUGAAGACGUUUUUUAAAUUGAACACAUCAGUAGGUUUAGUGCCUGUACUUGCUUUGGCUACCUUAGCUAUCAGUGAAGGAGUGAGUAUUUAUUGUCACACCUCACUUCACCAGGAGACGUGAGCCAGCUGGCGCAGCGACUUGCAGCCAUGUUUUCUUUUGAGGACAUAAGGCUCGGCUUCCUCUUUGGAGGCUGAGGGAUGCGCACACAUAAAUACAGCAACGCUUUGGAUGCUUUCAGAACAAUAUUGAUGCUUGGCUGUCACAUUAAAAUCCCCAGGUAUUUAACAGAAUAAAUAUUAGUUACCACUGUGCUUAGAAAUGUUAUGUUUCCUGUUUAGCUAUUGUGCUAUACUAUAGCUUAACUUUUUUUAACUUUCAGCUGGGAGAUAUUAUCCUAAGCCAUGCACAGAUGUCAUUAUACAUAUUUCAUUAUUUCAAAUUUGGAUUAUGUGUGUUAGUU
Molecule: messenger RNA, 5325 nt
Organism: Cyclopterus lumpus (lumpfish)
Lineage: Eukaryota; Metazoa; Chordata; Actinopteri; Perciformes; Cyclopteridae
Gene: ogdhl
Product: oxoglutarate dehydrogenase like
Exons: 22
Coding region: 1-3051 (1016 amino acids)
Biological process (GO): tricarboxylic acid cycle
Cellular component (GO): oxoglutarate dehydrogenase complex; mitochondrion
Molecular function (GO): thiamine pyrophosphate binding; oxoglutarate dehydrogenase (succinyl-transferring) activity
Source: RefSeq, a predicted model, not a curated record